This is a messenger RNA of Camponotus floridanus (Florida carpenter ant), 669 nucleotides long. It is a transcript of the gene SmD3, whose product is annotated as small nuclear ribonucleoprotein Sm D3. The record is from RefSeq and is a predicted model, not a curated record. The transcript is spliced from 3 exons. Gene Ontology annotation, cellular component: commitment complex; U4 snRNP; U2 snRNP. Gene Ontology annotation, biological process: RNA processing; spliceosomal snRNP assembly. Gene Ontology annotation, molecular function: RNA binding. The coding region runs from base 154 to 582 and encodes 142 amino acids. NCBI's taxonomy places the organism in Eukaryota, Metazoa, Arthropoda, Insecta, Hymenoptera, Formicidae.
GCCAAUGUAACUAACUUCAACUAACUCAUUCCCUCCAUUCCCUUCUUCCGGUCAGUACCCAAAAAUUGACGAAAACAUCCGGUUCGCAUCAUAACCAUAAUACUGAUCUCUUUCAGCAAGUAUUUGUAAGAAAAGUAUUCUUGGCUAGUCACAAUGUCGAUCGGAGUUCCCAUUAAAGUACUUCACGAAGCGGAAGGCCAUAUCAUAACCUGUGAGACGAAUACCGGCGAAGUAUACCGCGGGAAAUUGAUAGAGGCGGAGGAUAACAUGAAUUGUCAGAUGCAGAAUAUCACGGUAACGUAUCGGGACGGCCAGGUGGGACAGCUGGAAAAUGUAUACAUUCGUGGCUCGAAAAUCAGAUUUCUUAUAUUACCGGACAUGCUGAAAAAUGCACCCAUGUUCAAACGUCCUGGUGGCAAGGGAUCAGGCACCGCUGGUAGAGGAAAAUCCGCUAUAUUGCGCGCUCAAGCUCGUGGCAGAGGAAGGGGACAGAAUCAAAGAGGCAAAGGUACUGGUUCGGCACCUUGGCUUAAUCAACAAAAUCAACCAGGAGGAUCUCAAACUGGCAGAGGCAGGGGAUAAGCUUUAUAAUUUUAGAAUCUAAAAUAAAAUUGCAAUUUCAUUUCCAUAUUUUUAUAUCAUUUCUAAACAAUAUCUCUGAAUAUGUUC